AUGUUGGCAGCCUUUUCUAUUUCAUCGUCUUCUCCGAUCGCCAUCCACCACAACAUUAACAAUAAUAAUAUAAACCCUUCUUUUCUUGAUGAUGAUCCCAACAAGAACAAGACCAAGAACCAAUACCACACCACCCCCCGCCAUUGCAACACCUCCUCUCCACAAACCCAGCUAGAUCACUCAUCAUCCAUGGAUAACAACAACAACAACAACAAUAACAAUCAUUCAUCAUCCCUUGUCACUGAUUAUUACAAGUUUUGUAACCAUGAUCACACUCAUCUCCUUCUCCCUCUAAACCCCAACUCCACCAACAGGAAAUCCAAGGGGAAGGAGGUAAUGGAAAUGAGUGAAGUGGGAGGAUUAUUGAAGAUGAAGAAGAACAAGCAAAAAGGGAAAAUGGAGGAAAAGAAAUUAGCUGUUAGAGAAGGGUUCAUUCAUGUUAGGGCAAAGAGGGGAGAGGCCACUGAUAGCCAUAGCCUUGCUGAAAGAGUUAGGAGGGAGAGAAUAAGUGAUAGAAUGAGGUUAUUACAAGGCCUUGUCCCUGGUUGUCACAAGGUGAAUGGAAAGGCCCUAAUGUUGGAUGAAAUCAUCAACUAUGUUAGGUCACUACAAAAUCAAGUGGAGUUUCUGUCAAUGAAGCUUGCUUCUGUGAAUCCCAUCCACUCUCACACCUUUGGAUUAAUGGAAUCUCACACUUCCCAAUCUCAUCAGAAUAAUUUUACAAAUGGUUUGGCAUCAUCUUCACGUCUAUUAGAUCAAAGCAUCACAAGCAGUCCUAACUAUGCCUAUCCUCAAUUUCUUGACAACUAUGUUGAUUCCCUUCUGUUCCAACACUCCCAAACAUUCCCAAAUGAUCUCUCCCAGAUGUUGUGGGAAGGAGAUGAUGAUCAGAUCCAAAGACAAGAAUUGAUCAAUCACUCAGACAUCAUGUUUUCUUUCCAUUAAUAUAUACAUAUAUUUAUAUUAAACCUGCAAGUAAGCAGUGAUUAGACCCAACCCACUGGUCCUUUUGUCAUUAAAUUAAAUUUAUUAUCAUUUGCGAUCUUGUAACUAAAUUUAAAAAACGAA
Messenger RNA from Andrographis paniculata, 1068 nucleotides. RefSeq names its product transcription factor BEE 1-like. Gene Ontology annotation, biological process: regulation of DNA-templated transcription. The coding region runs from base 1 to 945 and encodes 314 amino acids. Gene Ontology annotation, cellular component: nucleus. Gene Ontology annotation, molecular function: DNA-binding transcription factor activity; protein dimerization activity. Lineage: Eukaryota; Viridiplantae; Streptophyta; Magnoliopsida; Lamiales; Acanthaceae. The record is from RefSeq and is a predicted model, not a curated record. The transcript is spliced from 7 exons.